This is a messenger RNA of Spodoptera exigua (beet armyworm), 1307 nucleotides long. The record is from the annotation of a GenBank genome assembly. NCBI's taxonomy places the organism in Eukaryota, Metazoa, Arthropoda, Insecta, Lepidoptera, Noctuidae.
UACUUUAGUACGAAAAAAAUUCGGUAAGUAAUAUACGCCAACAUGAUUUAUAUUAUAUUACUUAUUAUGUCAUACAUAGGUACCGGCGAGAGUGACCCUAAAUCUGAUAAGACAAAUGCAGCAAAUCUUUAUCUUCCGUGCCGUAACUAAUAUUUCACAACAGUUUCUGAAAAGAAGUUCCCAUUCCAUUUUGUUGUUGCAUCACAUACCGAAAAUGAAAAUCGUGAUUUUUGGAUCCACUGGCAUGACUGGCCUUUGUGCAGUCGAAGCAGCUGUUAAAAAAGGCUACCAUGUCCGAGCUUUCGUCAGAGACGAGGCGAGGAUGCCAGCAGAAUUGAAAGACAAGGUGGAACUCUUCGUUGGCAAUGUAUUGGAGCCAGAUUCCGUAGCUGAUGCCGUCGACGGCAUGGAUGGCGUUGUGGUAGCCCUCGGCACCAGAAACUCUCUGGAACCAACUUCCGAUAUGUCUGAAGGCACGAAAAACAUCAUAGAGUCAAUGAGAGCUAAGAACGUGAAACCUUUAUCUGUUUGUUUGUCUGCCUUCCUGUUCUACGAGCCUGAGAAGGUCCCACCAAGGUUUGUGGAUCUGAAUGAAGACCACAAGAGGAUGUACGAGGCUGUGAAGGAAAGCCCUCUCAACUGGAUUGCUGUGUUCCCCCCUCAUAUCGCUGAUGAGCCGAGCCGUGAGGUGACAGUGACCAUCAACCCUACCAGUUCUCCAGGACGCACUAUUUCCAAGAGAGACCUGGGCACCUUCCUCGUUGAGUCACUAUCUGAACCUAAAUACUUCAAAUCUGUCAUCGGUAUUGCUAAUAAGUAAAAACAUUUUAUUUAUGUAUAAGUAGCUACCUGGACUAAGAAAAAUACCCAAAAGUGCCAUUUUGCAACUCAGAAAUGUUAUACCAAACUUGAGAAUUUGUACGCCACUAGAGGCGCUGGCGUCGCAUUAGAUCCGUUUACUGUUAAGCCUCGAUAAUGUAGUUUCGCACAUUUGAAUGGGCCCUAGGUCAUUUAUGUUGGUAUAUGAUACCGAAAACUACAAAAAUAAAUGUACAAACAAUGUUAUCAUCAUUUUGCUAAGUAGCAAUACCUAUUCUUAGUCCGGUGUUUAAAAAAUUCAAUACAAUAUGCAAAUUAUUAUUUAAAACAACUUUACAAAAAUGUUAACAAUACAUUGUUGUAACCCAAUAUUGUUUUUCAUUAAUUUUAAAUUCGUAUGAACACGCGUCCGCUGACGGCAUUUAUAAUGUGUAUAUUUCUGUGUCAUGUUUUAUUAUUAUUAUUAAAUACACGGAUUCCCUCAUAUU